This is a messenger RNA of Chrysemys picta bellii (western painted turtle), 5074 nucleotides long. The record is from RefSeq and is a predicted model, not a curated record. Lineage: Eukaryota; Metazoa; Chordata; Testudines; Emydidae.
GGGGGAAGGUCGUGCAUCCAUCCGUUAGGAUUGGAGGGCCGUAGCGAAUUACACCUUCCCGCUGGGAGCUUGUAGGGCCGCUGAUGGGGAGGGCAGUGCGGGCACCGAUCGCCCCCCUCCCCCGAGUUUACUGUGGCUGCAUCCUCCGGCUGGGUGGGCGGGGGUAUGGGGAGGAAGGCGGAGGCAGGCACCACUCUCCGCUCCACGUCUAGCUGUGUGUGUAGGAAGGAGAGAGGACGGAGCUGGAGGAGCUGCGGUAGCAGCGAGAGGCCGGGGCGAGGGGCAGGCGCCCAGACACCCAGCCGGUGCCCGGCGAGGAGGAGCGGGGCGCAGCCCGCGCUGGAGAGCGAGAGCCAGGCACCGGCAGAGGCUGAGCCGGUGCGCAGAAGGAGCAACAGGCGGAGCGCUGGGCGGAGGGCAGAGGGCAGCCGGACCUCGGCAGAAAGGACAGACUGAGCGGCCCCGAGCCCCGGAGCAGCGCGAGGGACGGACAGACCCAGACCCACCCAGGGGAAGAGAGAAACUGGCAAGCGGGAGCAACAGACACACCCCGGCUCCUGAAGGAGAGGGAAGGACAGCCUGCGAGCCAGCCUCCGGGAGGUGAAACAGGGACAGCCGGACAGACCGCUAGCUCCAGCCCCCAGCGAGGAGGGGCAGACAGACCCAGACCCCAGCGGCGGGAGGGGAGGGACAGACGAACCCAACUAGACUCCAGCAAGGGGAGGGACAGACAGACCCCAGCGGGGGACAGGGGUGGGGGGGGGGGGAGAGGAGGGACAGACAGACUCAGAUCCCAGUCGGGAGAGCGGAGGACAGAGGGACCCAGACCCCAGCAGCAGCGGGGGGAGGGAGAGCGCACCUUGAGCUGGGCAGAGCAGCAGACCCAGGGCUGCCCCGCCACCUCCCCGCCAGGCUUGGCUCCCCUGGCCAGGCGGUGCAGCUGGCAUGAGGGCGGAGGAGCCCCUGUCUCUCGCAGGGGCCGGGGGCGGCUGCGGAGAGGCGGAGGCUGCCGGGGAGGACCGGAGCGGGAGCGGCAGCUGCUGCAGCAGCGAGCGCCUGGUGAUCAACAUCUCCGGGCUGCGCUUCGAGACCCAGCUGCGGACCCUGUCGCUCUUCCCGGACACGCUGCUGGGGGACCCGAGCCGCCGGAUGCGCUUCUUCGACCCGCUGCGCAACGAGUACUUCUUCGAUCGGAACCGGCCCAGCUUCGACGCCAUCCUCUAUUACUACCAGUCGGGGGGCCGGCUGCGCCGGCCGGUCCAUGUGCCCCUGGACAUCUUCAUGGAGGAGAUCCGCUUCUACCAGCUGGGCGAGGAGGCCAUCGAGACCUUCCGGGAGGACGAGGGAUUCAUCCAGGAGGAGGAGAAGCCCCUGCCUCAACAGCACUUCCAACGCCAGGUGUGGCUCCUUUUCGAGUACCCGGAGAGCUCUGGGCCGGCCCGGGGCAUCGCCAUCGUCUCGGUGCUGGUGAUCCUCAUCUCCAUAGUCAUCUUCUGCCUGGAGACCCUGCCCGAGUUCCGCCAGGAGAGCAAGGGCGCACCGCCGGGCUUUGCGGAGGGCGCGCACCUGGAGGACCAGAUGUUCUUGCUCCCUGAGCAGCCAAAUGGCACCCCGUCUCCGAUGCACCUCUCUCCCAGGGCAAACCCCUUCUUCACCGACCCCUUCUUCCUCAUCGAGACCCUGUGCAUCAUCUGGUUCUCCUUCGAGCUGCUGGUGCGCUUCUUCGCCUGCCCCAGCAAGCCCGAGUUCUCCAGGAACAUCAUGAACAUCAUCGACAUCGUGGCCAUCAUCCCUUACUUCAUCACCCUGGGCACCGAGCUGGCUCAGGAGCAACAGCAAAAACAGCAGCCUAGGACCGCCAUUAACAACAACGGGGGCCAGCAGCAAGCCAUGUCCCUGGCCAUCCUCAGGGUCAUCCGCCUGGUCAGGGUCUUCAGGAUCUUCAAGCUCUCCAGACACUCCAAGGGGCUGCAGAUCCUGGGGAAAACCCUCCAGGCCAGCAUGAGAGAGCUCGGUCUCCUCAUCUUUUUCCUUUUCAUCGGUGUGAUCCUUUUCUCUAGCGCUGUGUAUUUUGCUGAGACUGAUGACCCAGAAUCUUUGUUCACCAGUAUCCCAGAUGCUUUCUGGUGGGCAGUAGUGACCAUGACCACUGUGGGCUACGGGGACAUGUACCCUAUGACAAUCGGGGGCAAGAUCGUGGGCUCCUUGUGUGCUAUCGCUGGCGUGCUGACCAUAGCCCUGCCCGUACCUGUCAUCGUGUCCAACUUCAACUACUUCUACCACCGAGAAACUGAGCAGGAGGAGCAGUGCCAGUACACCCAUGUCACCUGUGGCGAGCAGCAAUCUCCUUUCUCGGAGCCUAAAAAGGGGGGCAGUAAUCAGUCCCUCAGUAAAUCAGAAUUUCUGGAGGCAGAAGAUUUAGAAUCUAUGAAAUAUCCCAACUUCAUUCCAGCCAGCAAUCAGGGCUACAGAGGGAAGAAAAUGCUGACAGAAGUGUGAUCAGCUUCUCUAACAGGGUGUGGAACAAGACUGGACUUUUACAGUUCUACUACCCUCGCCCCGUUCUCCUGGAUCCCAAAUGUAUAGCCACAAGCUGCUGCACAUUCUCUCUCCCAGUAGCAGCUGCAUACGUUUAAGACAAAACACCAGACUGCGAAUUGUGAUGCUGAAAACAAAUUGCUUGUGAUCUGGACACUCUUGUCCUUGGUUGCUAUGUCUCAUUAGCUUGUGCAAUUGGACAUUCCUUUGUCUUACUCUAUAGAUCAAGGGGGCCCACUUGUUGUCCCCUUCCCCUUCCAUUUUAUUUUUGGCGUGGGGCGGAGCUUUAUUCCAGUUGUAACUUUGAAGACUAAUUUUUCUACUACAUCGACAAAAGAAAAGCCCAGGCCACAUUUGUUGCUAAAAGAUCAGGCAGGGAAUAGGUCAAAUGGGCUACUAACAUCUGUCUCAAGCUGUGCUGGUGAAUUCCUGUGCUGGUGCAGUGACCUUGGUUGUGGGAUCAGUCAUGCCUGCCAUGCGGUUGCCUUGGGAGAAUGGAAAUGUUGGAUCCAGUGUUGCAUUGUGUUCUGCAGAUAUAGGGAAAAUCAACGAGUGUCCUUCCGCUGACACUUUUCCCUGGGUUUGCACUGCAGUGUGCAUGUAAGGGCCUGUUUGUUAUUAGAUUUUCAGAUCUAAAAGCACUUUAAUUUUUAACUUGUUGCCAUGAUAGAAGUCGUGACCAAUAUUUGCCAUCUGUGGCAUAGCAGAAACAGUUGUUUUUUAAAUUUAUAGUAAUUAUUUUCUUAUUCAUUGUGUUUGAACAAAUUUCACUUUUGUUUCCAUCAGUACCCUAGUGUUAAUUAGCAUUUAUCAUAGCAACACCAUCUUUGUUCCUAUAAGUGUCUUCCUAUGCAAGGCACGUUUGGGCUAAUUCCUUUGUCUUCUGACAUGUACCACAUAAGUGUUUUAAUGAAAUGUACUUUAUACUACAAGUAUCCAGUUCUGUACUUAGAACCAUGGGAGCAGUUGACUUCAUUGGGGUGUGCAGUUCUGAAUUUAAGGGCUUGUAUAGAUUAGGGAAAUUUGCAAUGGUGUAUUUACACUGCUGCAGACCCCUGCUGUAGACACACUGCAUCAGUGCAAAAUGGGGCUUACAUUGGUAUGACCAACCCACCGGGGUCAAUCACACCAGUAUAGUUGUGUCAUUUAGGGGUAUGCAUUGCCACCAGUGCAAAUUUCUCUAAUCUAUCUAGAUAAACCCUAAAGGCAUAACUGGGAUCUUUUGAAUGAGGAAAAAGACCUAAAGGCUUAAUCUUGGAAAGGUGCUGCUGUCUUAACAAGAAAUACUCAAAAUGUAAGUUUAGAUGGAAGGCACACCAAGAUGGUUCACAUACUCCAGGUUCUUAUGAGAGCAACAUUUGUCAGCAGUGCAAAAGGCACACUCUGGUCUGAAGCAUUAUGCUUAUCAGUGAGCACAUUUUACAACUCAAGGUGCAUCUACUGUGUCCAGAUCAUCUCACUAUCUAAAAUAACUCUGCCUUUUUUCUGAUUUAAAAUAAUUACUCAACACCCUUCCUUGUUGGAGAGCAAGUGGGGAGGAAGGGGAAAUUGAUGCUUACAGAAUCCACAGAUAAGGAAAUGUCUUUUAAAAUUAAAUGUAUAUUUUGCAUGCAUGUGUGUGCAUUAGAGAGUGAGAGAGAGGCAGCCAUUAAUGCAUUGUGCUAUAUUAUAUAUGUAUUACCUGUUUUACAUAUUGCAUAUAACAUGUGUAAUACAUAGAACAGUGUACAUAAUGUAUAUACAUUUCCUGCAUAUUAUGUGUAUUAUGUGCUGAAGCCAUAAAGCAGGGUCCUAAGGAAUAAGAAAAAAGAUAAAAUAAAGGAGUGUCCUUUAUUUAAAUGUGUUGCUCCCCCACCAGGUUUUAAGACAAAAACAGCAGGAUUGUGAGACAGGAGCAAUUAGCACAGAUUUGUACCUUUGUGACCCUACUAAUUCCCUCCUGUUCUGAGAUUUGGUUCCACACCUUGACUGACUUUAUCAUGGUCUUUCCUCAUUUAGGCCCUGAUCCUGCACUGAGAACUGCGUGGGCAAACCUCAACACUUGUGCUCACCCUGAGUCCCACUGACUUCAAAGGGGCUCUGUAUUGGGUGCAGUGAUCUCUCCACAAGUUCUUAGUGGAGGAUCAAAGCAUUAGACCUUGAUCCUUCUCCUACUGAAGUCAGUAGCAAAACUACCAUGGAUUUCCAUGGUGCAAGAUCAAGUCCUUAGGCCAGAUUGUGAGAUGUGAUGAGCACACUGCUACCUCGAUAUAACGCCACCCGAUAUAACACAAAUUCGGAUAUAACGCAGUAAAGCAGUGCUCCAGGGGGGCGGGGCUGCGCACUACGGUGGAUCAAAGCAAGUUCAAUAUAACGCGGUUUCACCUAUAACGUAAGAUUUUUUGGCUCCCGAGGACAGCGUUAUAUCGAGGUAGAGGUGUACUAUAAACUCCAAUUGAAACUGAUGGUAGCUGAUAGUUCAGCACAAAGCUAUUUUGUUUGGUUGUAUUUCAGGAAGACUGUUUUACAUAAUGAAUUAUGAUUAUGAUUUUUUUUC